CUAGUUUUUGAAAUGGGUGAAUUUAAAGCACUCAUUUUUGUGAGUGCACCGAGGUAGUCACCUAUAUAUAUAGUUCAGACUAGCAUACAUCAGUCGCACAUUAUACGCCCGUUGAGUUUUACUAUUUAGAGCACGAAUUAACUGAAGUUUUGGGCUUGAUACUAUACCAUAAUCUCUGAUGAGUGAACCCCGGUCCCUAAUUCUCUAAACCAAGCCACACUUGUUAUUUGCACUUCAAUAUAUUUCGCUGAAUCAGAACUGUCGGUUAUAAAAUUUUUAUUAAAUGAAUCUUGUGGCUCGGGUUAGAGAAUUGGGGACCGAGGUUUACCCAUUACGGUUAGGGUAUAGUAUCAUGCCUCGAACUCUUAUUUAUUCGUGCUAUAAAUACUAAAAUUCGACUGCUUACGGUAGUGUGAAUACAAGAGUAUGCUAGCCUGAACCAUAUAUAUGUGGUGGCUUCUAUCGUACCUUGUGUAAAAUCUAGGGUACGACAUACCCUAAGUAAGAAUACGCUAUCUAAACCUUGUAUUAAUCGAUUUUUUGGUCAUUAUACUAUACCCUAACCCUUGACGAGUGAACCUUGUGUAUCGACGAAUCAUAACCGUCGAUUUUUUUCUAAUUAAAUUGAUCUUAGUGUAUGAGAUUUCUAGAAUUAAGACCUAUAUUUUAAUCUAUAAGGGUUUGAGAAUAGUAGCAUAUGUCAAACUUGUAGAACCAAGUUACCAAAUCAGAGUUGCUUUCAAAAAGGAAAGAAGACAGCCAGAGACAGCACAGAAACUACCAUUUCAGUCAUGCGUUUGAUUUCAAGCACAACGGUCAAGAAUAGGCUGAUGGCUAUAUAUAGUCGAGCUCUGCAUCUUUGUUUAGUACUUUUUGUAAGGGUGGUAAAGGGCUGCUCACAAUCUGGGUUAAUCAUAAGAGGAAUAGGUUCUGGUGGAUGAAUGGUGUAACGGGUCAGCGAUAGGGAUCCGGACUGAAAACUCUUUCUGUAUUGCUUUGAGUCAUUGUCUGUGUCAAGCUGCUUGAUAGGAAAAAAUCAAAUAAAAAAGAGUCUCCUAGACAUCAGUGAAGUACUGAGUCUAGGACGAGGAGUGACCAGUAGAUUGGGAACCUCGUUAAAAUUCCCUGUGUUCUUUCGUUUUACUGCUGGUUCUUGCGUUCCUCUCUUUCUGGUUCUUCUUCGGCUCUGUUUUGUUCAUCUGCUUCUGAUACUCUGCUUCUCAAGGAAGAAGAUGAGUGUAUCAGUGAACUGAAGCGGGCUGAGGGAGACUGGGCUCUUAAAUCAGUGGGUUUCGCAUAUUUAUUUGAGUGGGCUGCUAACAACCUUCUAGGCCCACUUCUUGCUUUCGUUUAAGCCUCUUAGAGACAAACUGUUUUCCAGUCUUCGUAUCUAUCGACUGUUCUUCUCCCUUCUGUGUUUCUAUCCCUAGAAUAUUGUUCUUAGCUUUUAGUUUACAAUUGGUAUCAGAGCCUGGUUCUUGACGAAGGUAAUUCCUGCCAAGGCAAAGAUCAAAUGGCCUCUUCUUCUUUCGGCCAAGCGGCAUUAAAUCAUCCUCCAAUCUUCACUGGUUCAAAUUAUACCGCGUGGAAGAAGAGGAUGAAACAAUUCAUGUGGGGUGUUGACGAAGACUUGUGGUUGAUAGUGCAGGAUGGGCCGAUCAAUGCUAAAGUGGAAGAGCAGCAUCUGUGGUCGGCAGCACAAAAGAAAAGUGCACAGCUGAAUCAACGGGCGUUGCAUGUGCUCCAAUCAGCCAUGAAUCCAGACGAAGCAGAUCAAGUUGAGAACUGUGAGACAGCCAGGAAAAUCUGAAUGGCACUGGAAAGCACGUAUGAAGGUACAUCCAAUAUUAGGGAAUCUCGAAUUGAUUUAUUAGUUCAUGAAUAUGAAGCCUUUGGUAUGCUGAAUAAUGAGAGUAUUCAUGAAAUGUAAUCAAGAUUCACUGAGCUGAUCAAUAAGUUGAAGGGUCUAGGAAGAGUGUUUCAAACUAAAGAUCUUAAUAGGAAAAUUCUUAGGUCGUUGCCUAAGGAAUGGCCUCCCAAGCGUACUACUAUCGCGGAAGCUAAAAAUCUAGCAAAUUUACCUAUAAAUGAGUUGAUUGGAUCCUUGCUUAGUCACGAAAAUGUGAUUAAACAGGUGAAUCAGGAUGAUGAUAAGAGAAAGAAAAUUUUGGCUUUCAAAUCCAAAGUUAUUGCUCAGAAGUCUGAAAGUGAUUCUGAGUCAGAGUUUGAUAGAGAAUUUGCUCUUGUCAACAAGAGAUUUCAUCGUAUGCUGAAAUAUAAAAAUGAAAGAAAACUAAAAACUGAUGAACCUCGUAAACAAGGGCAUGAUUAUUCUAAUAACUUCUCUCAAGCAAGGCUGCCUUACCAGCAGACCAGAAGAUUUGAGACAGGUGCGCAGGAAAAAGAACCACAGGCCUGUUACAAGUGUGGUAAAACUGGACACAUUCGAGCGAAUUGUUCAUUGACCUUGAAGGCCAAGGAAAAGGCGAUGAAGGCCUCCUGGAGUGACUACGACUCAGAAGUAGAGGAAAAUUCAGCAGAUGAGGAAGCUUUCAUGGCAUUCAAAAGCGCGAUUCUACCUAGUACCAAUGCAGUCAAAAGCGCGAUUCUACCUAGUAGCGAAAAAGGGGUAAAAUCGUAAAGCGUAGUAUCAAAGCGUAAAAGCGUAAGUUUUUACGCAUACUGAAAAAUAAUUAAAAAUCUAUUAAAUAGGACAUAUACUAUAUAAAAUAUGAAUGCACAGAAUUUAGAUAAGUUAAUAAAUACAUGCAACUCAUGCUUAAAGUAGAGCAACUUAUAGCAUCUUAAUAAUAAGUUCGUAAACAUAAAUUUUAACAAUAAACCACUUUUCCUUCUAUGCUAAUGAAUUUGGGAAAAGUCUAGCAGGUGAAUUAGAUUACGCUAUUAAAGUUGAGAAUGCAUCCAAGUACCUGAUAUGUAUAUUCUAAUCUCAAAUGUAUCAUAUUGUUGGUGAUUUACUUUUAAAAUAUACUUUUUAUAAUUAAUUUCAUGAAAAGAAUAAUCAUUUAGUGAACUAAAAGCGUAAAAACGUAAAGCGUUUUGGUGAACUAGAAGCGUAAAACCUUAAGUUUUUAAACUUUAAAGCGCAAUUUAGUCCGAUUUUAUAUACUUAAGUUUUUAGAUGGAAACGAAAGCGUUUUGGUGACCUAAAAGCGUAAAAUCGUAAGUUUUUAAGUUUUAAAGCGCGAUUUUGACUGCAUUGCCUGUUACAUCUUAAAUCGUGUGCUUGUUCGAAAAGGUUUAAUGAAAACUCCUUUUAGAUUUACAAAAACAAAGCACCUAAUAUUGGCUAUUUCCAUCCGUUUGGGUGUCCUUGUUUUGUUCUCAACACUAAGGAGUAUCUAGGCAAAUUUGAUGCCAAGUCUGAUGAGGCUGUGUUUCUGGGUUAUUCCAUUAAAGGACAGGCUUACCGUAUCUAUAACAAGCGAACUAAGAAGGUGGAAGAGUCGGUUCAUGUUAAAUUCAAUGAUGCUAAUGCUGUUGUCGAGUUCUCUGAACAGGAAAUAAUGUCAUUUGACCUACUGGAACUAACGAGAGAGAUAGAAGAUGAAGGGGUGGCUGCUGGUAACUCUCAAGAAAAGCAAAAUAACCUGCAAGCAUCCCCAGAACAAGAUCCUCAACCACUGGUUAAUGCUCAAUUAGACAGUGUCAACACAACAAAUACAGAGCAAACUCAGCCUGCAGCUCCACCACACAUUCAAAAGCGUCAUCCAACAGAACAAAUCAUAGGAGAUGCCAAUGCUGGAAUUCAAACUCGUGGAAACAAAUAUACUCCAGGUCAGUAUGCCUAUAUUUCUCAAGUAGAACCUAAGAACUAUAGAGAAGCUCUAAAAGAUGAUGGUUGGUCCAUUGCCAUGGUAGAAGAGCUAAAUCAAUUUGAUUACUUGCAUGUUUGGGAUUUGGUUCCACGUCCUAUUAAUACCAAUGUGUUAGGAACUAAAUGGGGUUUUCGAAAUAAAUCAAACGAAAAAGGCAUUAUUAUUCGUAACAAAGCCAGAUUAGUGGCUCAAGGUUACUUGCAAGAAGAAUUAAUUGAUUACGACGAAACUUUUGCUCAUGUGGCUCGUCUUGAAUCAAUCCGAUUGUUAUGUGCCUUCGCAAGUUAUAUGAAAUUUAAGCUUUUCCAGAUGGAUGUUAAAAGUGCUUUUUUAAAUGGAGUUAUUCAAGAAGAUGUUUACGUUGAACAACCUCCUAGUUUCUUAGAUCAUCAGUUCCCUGAUCACGUUUUUAAACUUAAUAAAGCUCUGUAUGGCCUUAAACAGGCUCCUCGAGCAUGGUAUGAACGUUUGACUAUGUUUCUUAAGUAAGAACAUUUCGUGCAAGGGGCUGUUGAUAAAACUCUGUUUAUUAAAAAGGUUUCAGAUGAUCUUUUACUAGUUCAAAUUUAUGUUGACGACAUCGUGUUUGGGUCAACUAAUGAAAAACUAUGCUCUGAUUUCUGUGAGUCAAUGAAAAACGUGUUUGAGAUGAGCAUGAUGGGAGAAUUGAAAUUCUUCUUAGGCCUGCAAGUCAAGCAAACUCCUUAUGGGAUUUUCAUUAAUCAAUCUAAAUACAUCUCUAGUAUGCUAAGUAAAUUCAAUAUGACUGCCCUAAAUACAAGUCCCACACCUAUGCCGACUAAUGUUAAACUGGAUAAGGAUGAAGCUGGAAUUCCAGUAGAUGAAUCCCUCUAUCGAGGCAUGAUCAGCUCUCUUCUUUACUUAACUGCUAGCAGACCAGAUAUUCAGUAUAGUGUGCGCUUAUGUGCUCAUUUUCAAUGUCAACCUAAAGAAAGUCAUCUCACUGCUGUUAAACGCAUCUUUAGAUAUGUUAAAGGUACAUCUGAUGUAGGUCUAUGGUAUAGCCAGCAAGAAUUGUUUGAUCUUAUGGGAUAUUGUGACUCCGAUUUUGCUGGAAGUCUCACUGAUCGUAGAAGUACCACUGGUAGUUGUCACUUUGUCGGUCUCUCUCUUGUUUCUUGGUCCUGCAAGAAACAGGGUAUUGUUGC
Molecule: messenger RNA, 5008 nt
Organism: Linum trigynum
Lineage: Eukaryota; Viridiplantae; Streptophyta; Magnoliopsida; Malpighiales; Linaceae
Source: the annotation of a GenBank genome assembly